GUUUUUAUGUGGAAUGGUUCUACUUCUGGACUCUGAACUGCUCCUUGAAUAGUAUUGUUUCAUUCACUAUAAAUACAUUGAAAUUUUAUUAUGGAGUUAAAAUGGUUUAUAUUUUUUAUAUUGUCUAUAGAAGUAAAUACUGUUUCUUCACACGUGAGAAAUUUGCAUUUUUUUAGAUGUUUGCAUGAGCAUACUUUUGAGCCAUGCAUUGUGUUUCCAGAAACCAGUUCAAAUAUGACUGUAUUCUCGUAUAAACUUGCAAAUGAAUAUUCCAAUUUAAGUAUAGACAUCCAUAAUGCAAUUGAGCUACAGAACUUAUCUUUGAUUUCUGAAGAAAAUUUAGAUAAAAUUCCUGAUGCUAUAUUGUUACUUAUUCCAGUGAAUCAUUUAUCUUCUAUAAAUCGAAAAUAUCUUAUGAAUUUGAUUAUUCAGAGGUCUAGAAGUUCUGUUGUUAAACAUUUAGUAAAAGCUUACUUGCUCGGAAACAGAGAUGAAUACUUUUAUGAAAAAUUACAGACUGUUGAUUUACCUGUGAAGUCUUUGGCAUGGAUUGCGGAUGUUAUCAGUUCUGAUGUCAAUGGAGCAAAAGAAAUCAUAAUUCAUCCACCACUUCUUUUCUACUCUCCUCCUUUUUCUCUUCUAUUUAAUAAUACAUCUGAAAAAUUAUUUUACCUCAGCCUUUGGGAGAAGUCAAACCACAUCUCUAAAGAAAUUAAUAAGGCCUAUCUAAGAUUUUGGACCUAUGCAACAAUAAAAAACAGUUUUCCAGGGCCUCUCAACAAUUGGAAUGAUCUCUGUUUAGAAAGGUGGGGUACUUUGCUUACUGCUUCUACAUCAGAUGAAUUAAAGUUGUUAAACCAUUCAAAUAUAGAUAAUUUACAAUUACUAUUUAGUUUUGGAUUUUCAACUAUUCAGUUGCGCACUUUAUUUGAAGAAUUCUCUGAACGGCUCAUGAAUUCUAGGUUGGGUUAUUUUACCCUGUCAAAUUUGCUAAUUGAGCUGUUACCAGAUCAGUUAUUACUUUUUUCAAAAAUCAUUCCAUAUAUUGAACAAUUAAAGGUUCUUCCAUCAAUUAAAUCUAUACCUACUUCAAAACAGAUUUUUGAAAUAUUGAUGUUUGAAAAAGAAAUUGGCGAUGAAGAUGGUUUUAGUUAUAUUAACAAUUAUUCAUAUGUUCUGCCUCUAAAAACUUUGUCAGAGAGUUUGAUACAUCCUUUACCACUGUCAAGUCUCAUUAAAAUUCAAUCUAACCAUUUUUCAAAAAGUCAGCUUUAUAUUUUGUCUUCAAGAAGUGAAAUGUUUGAUUUUGACUCAGAAUAUAUAUUUGAAUGUAAAGAUUUGAUAAAAGUUUUGCCUGCGAGGGAUAUUAUCUUUAAUCAGACAGCAUCUCAUGUUCUGCUGCAUUUGCUUUCUGUGGUUGCAGGAGACAAUCCUCCUCAAUCAUUUUCAGUCCUUAACAAGCUGUGGACUCUAGUUGGUUCUUCUGAUGUAUUUAAAAAAAUUCUUGCUAACAGAGAUUCUGAUGUACUACUAGAAUAUAUUCCUUCUCGUUUCGUUGCUAAAUACUUUAAUAAUAUUUUAAUUACGAUUGGAGAAAAUAUCAACAGUCACACUAAACUACCAGAUUCUUUUGUUUCUUCUUUGCUUAUCAGUUUAAAUGAAACUGAAAAAACCUUCAGUUUAUUAAAUGUAAAGGAGUCCUCAGCAUUUCUGUUUAAUGGUGUUUCAUGUUUUGACAUUUAUUUAUUGGACCCUUAUGACUUUGUUGUUUUUAUGGCCAAGUUUACUGAACAGAGAAGGAUUUCUGGAAAGGAUUUUCCAAAACCUCUACAACAAUGUUGCCUUGAUAAGUUUUUCGCUUAUAUUGAAUUGAAGUCCUCUUUAUUUCAGGGAAUUUUGGGUGAAAGUAGACUCUCUUUAUUGAAUGAGGCCGAAAUUGACUCCAUUGGAGGAUACAUUUUUUCUGCAUUGCCUAUUAAACCUGUAGCAAAAGCUAAACAUUCGAAACGAAUUAUUAAAUCCAUUGGAGAGCUUUCUUUAUCAGAAUUAAUAAUGGCUGCACCAAUAUCAAGAUUACAGGAAUUUGGAACUCUUUUGGUACAUGAUAAUUUUAUAGCUGGCAAGCAAAUUGAUUUUCCUUUAUUUGAUUUAGGAAAUUUAACUCUCUUUUUAGACAAAAAGUAUAUUACAAAAAUAAAUGAAACAUAUUUUCAACUGUUGCUUGAAAGUAGGUUCAUAGACCACAGAGUAUGUACUAACAAAUCAUCUCGCUUAGCUUGGUUUAAUUUUCUAAAACAAUGUUUUGGAGAAACUAGUAAUUGGACUUACCAAACGUUAGUCACACUUGGCGAUUUAUUGAUUGUAGUACCAGAUAAAGAACUUGACAAAAUACCAUCAAAUUCAUGGAAAUAUGCAGCUGAUGUUUUAAUUUCACACUAUAAUGACAUUAUUAAGUAUUCGCCUUCUUUAAAGUUUUAUGAGGUCUGCAUGCUACAGCUAAGUUCUGAUGAAGCCCAAUGGUAUUUUAAUGAUUUAAAACAAUUGGUGAAAGUAUUUGCUAGUGCUGCACAGUUACAGCUGAAUACUGUUACUACUGCCGAGGAGAUAAAAAAGAAAAAAAAUUCAAAUGGUGGACUUUUCACAUUCAUUAAUUCAAGAAAAUCAAAUAUCAAAAUCUCCCGACAUUCUAUAAAAAACGUAAUCAAAACUGAAAAAUCUUUAAUGGAAAACGAAACAGAUCCUCAUGUUACUGGCACUAUAAAUAAAGAUGAAAUUGGGUUUUCCAAUGUAAUGUUGGGCAAUGAAUCCUCUUCCACCCCGAGAUUUCCUAAUGUUCAUAGCAUUGAUUUGGAAAAUAUAACAGAAACAGUUGUAAAUGAUGGGUGUAGUUUUUCAACUGGUUGUCGCAAUUAUUUUCCAGAAGAAAAAACUACACAUUAUUUUGAUUCCACCUCUGUAACAUCCGCUAAUGAAAAUAAAUCCUCUGCUUUUUAUCAAAAUGGCAUUUCUAAAGAAACGAAUGGAAAGACUGACCCUGUCAGUGAACAGCCUAUUUUUAAAUUUAACAGUAUCAAUGAAACAAAUAUAACCUCUAGUAAAGAAACGUCUACACUUUUUAAUAUUUCUGAAAAAUAUUUGUAUCCUACUACUACAUUAGAUGAUGUUACAUACAUGAAUUUUCCUAGUUCAACUGGCAAGAAUAACUCUGUUUAUUCGUAUGAUCUUGAAAAUACUAAAGAUUAUUUUACUACAAAAAAUUGCAGCAAUGGUGCAAUGGAAAGUUCAACAACUUCAUUUCAAAAUGAACUCGCAACAUCUGCAAUGGAGGUUUCCUCAAAAAUAUACAGUAAUAUAUAUAAUUUUAAUACAUCUGGUUUUGAAAUAGAUUACAAUAAUUCACUAUCGGAAUCCUAUCCGUUAAACACUGCAAAUAAUACGAUAACUGUAGAUACAAGUACAGCUGAAGUUAGCCCAUCAAUACACUCUGAAGAACUCAUCACUGACAGUUCUGAUCAUACAUCCAAAAUGAGCUCCACACCAAUAAGUACAACUUUUAAUGAGAAUAUAAAAAAUAAGUUCAAAUUUAUGGAUAAAACCCAACUUGAAAAUUUAUUAAAGAACAAUAAUACUAAAACCGAAUUUUUAAAAUUCAACUUUUCAUCACUUGGAAUUAAAUCAAGAAAAAGCAGUUUUAAUAUAAUUGGAAGUGCUCGAAAAGGAAGAGUGAAGAGAUCAGUAGGACAAUACUCUUGUGAAGCUCUGAAGAUGGUUGGAAAAUUGGCUGAAAUUAUAGUUUCAGUUGAACUUAUUCAAACCAUGUCCAAGGAAGAUUUAAAUGAGUGUGUCGAUUUAUUUUCUGAAAUGGAUUUACCUAUGAAUGUUAAGAAUCUGAUUUGGAGUAAACUGAAAUUGGAUCGUAUAUUUUUGUACGGAAAAUUAGUCAGCGCCAUUAAUAGCUCAGAUGUGGAGAAUAUGAAUUUGUCUAUAUCAGAUCCUUGGGCAUUAGAAAUCAUAAAUCUCAUAGCGAGAUAUUCAAAUGAUCCGGACGUGAAAGAACACGUCAUUAAAAGUGUUAGUGGUACAAAAAAGAAGCAUUAUACUGUAGAAAUACUAGUAACACUUGGAUCAUUAAUUUGUAAACUACCUGAAAUAAAUUCUCAAUUAAUUAAGCCAUCAGAACUUCUAAAAGCUUCUGUAAUAUUAGGUAGAAAUCUUCCAUGUAAUUAUUCCUGUUUACAAAAAAUAGCUAAUAUUGCCGCUAAAGAAGGGGCUUUUGAAGAUCCUUCAAAAUGGAGUGCUAAGGAUGUUGCAGACCUUGGUAUUAUUGUCGCAGGUUUAGAACGUAUUCAUUGGAAAAAACUACUUCAUUCAAAGAAGAAGCCACUCAGGGGCAUAUCAGAACAGGCUUUCAAAUGUCUUCCUCCAGAAUAUAUAGAGGAAUUAGAACUACAGUAUAAUAUGAACUUAUCCAAAAUAUAUUUGAAAGGGCCAGAGUUAUUUGACAGAUCUAUCCAUUUUGAUUUUUUUGGAACUGUUAAUGAUUCUUUUACAGUUUUCAAUGAGUUUACAUCGCAUUCUGUCCAGUUGACCUCAUUUUAUUUAAGUUUCCCUUUGCAAAUAUUAUUUAUUGUUACUCUUCUAAUCUUAAAUCAUUAUUAGAUUUUAUUGUAUCAUGGAAUAAAUUUUAUUCCAAGAGUGUAUUAUUUUAUUUCUGAAGCAGAUAUUUAUUAAAUGCUUUUUAUUCAUUAUAUUGAGGUGGGAAAAAUCUAGUCACUGUUUCUUAUUUUAUUUAUAUACAAAUUGUAUAAAAAUAUUUAUUCAGUAUAUAAUGCACAUAAUUUUAAUUUUGUAUGAUUUCUGUUACUUGUCAGAUAAUUAAUAUUUGUUAUUAAAUAAUGAUUAACAAGAAUUAUAAUAUUACCUCCUGUGGAUUAAAAAAUAAAUAAAUAAUAUUAUUGAAUAAAAAGAAAGAAUCCUUUGGGAAUAAUGGGGAUAAGGUUCAAUGAUGUUUGUGUAAAUCAGCCAGUGUAUUAAUAUGUAUUAAAUAAAAAUGUUAAAAAGUUUUAA
This is a messenger RNA of Nezara viridula (southern green stink bug), 5067 nucleotides long. NCBI's taxonomy places the organism in Eukaryota, Metazoa, Arthropoda, Insecta, Hemiptera, Pentatomidae. The record is from the annotation of a GenBank genome assembly.